Messenger RNA from Danio rerio (zebrafish), 693 nucleotides. It is a transcript of the gene bmf2, whose product is annotated as BCL2 modifying factor 2. Lineage: Eukaryota; Metazoa; Chordata; Actinopteri; Cypriniformes; Danionidae. The record is from RefSeq and is marked provisional. Gene Ontology annotation, biological process: apoptotic process.
AUGGAUGAUGAGGAGGAUGAACAGCUUCCUCGCUGCUGUGAAACGCCGCUAAGAAACAAGCGCUCCGAGAAGAGAGACGCCCACGGUGGAGACGUGGGACAAACAGCUCACAGACACGCAUCCACACAGACUGCUGGCUCUGUCCUCAAUUCAGCGAGAGACGCAGAUAUGGCACCAUUCCAGGGCUCACAGAGAGAAGCAUCAUCUCUUUGCAGAGUUGUGGGUGCUAGGACUGCAUUCAGGGCUCCCUGUGGAACUGGGGGCCUUGUGUCACUUACUAUGGGCCCCGGAGCCCGGGGUGGGCCAAGAGCACUUUUUCAUGGAAACGCUGGAUUUCGUGCACACUUCCCUGCGCUGUUCGAACCCGCCCUGGAUGGCUUACAAAACGCCGAACAGAGAGAGCAGGACGAAGGCAGACCAGAAGAAAAAGAAGAGGAUCGCGACGCAGGGAUUAGCGUGGAGGUCCAGAUUGGACGUAAAUUACGUGAAAUGGGGGAUCAGUUUCAGCAAGAGCAUCUUCAGCUGGUAAGAGUCAUUCACAUCAGACUGAUUCUUUUCUUCAAGGCCGCUGGGUUUCAGAUGUGUGUGGUCAGAAACUGGUGGUUUCAGUCACGAUGCAAAAUGACAUCACUGUCUGCUAUUUCAGUGCUGAAUAUGCAAAUUCCCAAGAGGGAGCAAUGACAUCAUUGUUGA